Messenger RNA from Lichtheimia ornata, 1275 nucleotides. RefSeq lists its product as uncharacterized. Gene Ontology annotation, molecular function: xylosyltransferase activity; glucuronosyltransferase activity. Gene Ontology annotation, biological process: protein O-linked glycosylation via mannose. The record is from RefSeq and is a predicted model, not a curated record. The coding region runs from base 1 to 1275 and encodes 424 amino acids. The transcript is spliced from 3 exons. Lineage: Eukaryota; Fungi; Mucoromycota; Mucoromycetes; Mucorales; Lichtheimiaceae.
AUGGCACCUUCAAAAUCAAUCAAGUACCUACUCUUUAUAUAUAUCGCAACUUCUUUGUUUUAUGCCACCUUCCAUGUGAUCCAAUUAAAUCAAAAUGCUCCAAACACGCAUACUGGAUCUCAACACAAAUCUGGGCGAAUAGCUCCCCGAUCAACCGAGGAUGAUUACACGACGACGUUGGAACAAUUUCCAAUCAUGGUAGAUGAUAACCUCGCUCAUCGUCAGCAAUAUGACAGCGAUGAUGUACUUGUGUCAAAAGCCUUCUCAACCGCAAUGUCAAAUGAGGUGCAACCAUACUACUAUAGAGCCAAGCACACAUUUCCAGCUGAGGACAUUACCAUCAGCACCCUUGUUACACAAAAUCGCUUUGCUGUCUUGAGUCGAUUGGCAUCUCAUUAUCGUGGUCCCAUCUCGGCAGCCAUCCACGUCACCAAUGACACCCACAUGCAAAACGUUAUGGAUGAUCUCGACCAAAUAGUGAAAAACAACACUGACAUGCAACAAUUCGUUGACAUUCAUUUGAUUGUCGAUAAGCAAGAUCGUCAAUUCAACAUGUGGCGAAACGUUGCAAGAAUGUUUGCACGUACCGAAUACAUCAUGAUGCUUGACGUGGACUUUCAUUUAUGCACCGAUCCACGCACUUCGCUUGAAAAGUAUCCUGAUCUCAAGCAACGCUUACGUGAAGGCAAUGCUGCUAUUGUGGUACCUGCAUUUGAAUUUGUGAAUCAAGAGGAUGGGGAGGAUUGGCAUCAAUUUCCUACCACCAAAAAAGAGCUUAUCAGCAGCAAGCAUGACGACAAGAUUGACAUGUUUCAUCGUACAUGGACACGUGGGCAUGGAUCCACAAAUUACUCCCACUGGUACGAUGCCACACAACCUUACAAGGUGACCGAUUACAAUUAUUCCUACGAACCCUAUGUAAUUGUCAGGAAGCACAAAGAAACGCCAUGGUGUCCCGAGCGAUUUGUAGGCUAUGGUGCAAACAAGGCUGCUUGUCUCUAUGAGAUUUACCUCUCUGGCAUCGAGUAUUGGGUGCUUCCACAAGACUUCCUCAUCCAUCAAACACAUCACUAUCCUGAAGAGACACGAUCAAAAGAGCGGCAGUACAACCGUAAACUAUACACCUUUUAUAGAGAAGAAAUAUGUGUGCGAUAUGCUCGAAAGAUGAAGGCCAAUGGUGAAUGGGACACUAGCAAGGCUGAUAAUCUCAAAAAAGAAUGCUCAAAGAUAAGCGGGUUCUCCAAGACAUUGGACAAGAUGGAUACAACAACGUAG